CAAAAUUUGUAAUCAUGAAUGUACAUUACAUUUAUAUUCAGGGAUUUAUUAGAUGCUUUAUUCAAAACUCUUUGGGAGACAAUAUUAUGAGACAUGCAAUACAAAGUUUGAACAAAUGUUCAAUACUUAAUGAAAUGAGAGAGAAGGGUUUUUUGGACAGUAAGCUUUUAACACGUAAAGUAUUCCUGUAAAAGAUUUUCUUUUUUGAUCCGUAGUUGGAUUGGUCUUGUGAGCAUGCCCGGAUUGGCCAUAGAGAGGACCGGGAGAAUUCCCGGUGGGCCGGUCUGUUUUUUUUGGCCACGAGGGCCGGUGUUGUCAUGCCACUGGGUUGAAGGUUGUUGUCCCUAUAGGCUGCCAGCACUCACAGCUGCCCCAUUUGCGGAAUUUGGGGGUGGGAGAAGUUGAUUGUGUCCUGAGUCCCGACCACUUAUUGGAAGAAUUCUUGCAUUAGGGUCCAUAAAUCUAAAACGCAGGACACGCUGCUUUCUUUUGCUUUUUAAAGCUUGUGAACACGAGUUUUGUUUCAGACGCACUAUAUCAGGGGUUUCCAAAGUUUUUCAACCCAACAGGUAAGACCCAACAUUUUUAAAAAUAGAAAUAUAAGGGAAAACACAAACACAUUUGUUCCCUUUAAAGAGUAACUAAACCCUAAACCAACAAUGAUGCUUUAUUAGUGCUGUUCAUUGAUUUUAGUAAGUUUUUUGACAUUUGGAUAUAAAGUGUUUCAAUACUACAAUAUAUGGUGUAAAAACGUGUGGGUGCUGCCCUCUUCAGGUUGAACGGUGGCUACUGCAGUUUAAUUUUCCUAUUGGAUGUUGGGUCCAAAAAAUAACUCGUGAUGUAAGCAGGUUCAAGCUCACCACGCCCUUGUUACGAUCUCACCACACACUUGGUACGAGCUUAGUUCAUCCCCUCUAUCUCCGUUGGGAUCUGCCCACUUUUCUUGCAUUUUUCAAAUAUUGCCAGUGGGUGGAGUCAGGCUCUGACCAGGGGUUUAGUUACGCUUUAAGUAGUUUUUGAAUAAAUUUAAUUGAAUAAUAUUAAAAUACCUUAUGGCAGGGCUGCACGAUUAUAGCAAAAAUCAUAAUUGUUUAGGCCAGUGGUUCUCAAACUGGGGGCUGUGGUCCCCUGGGGGGCCCUGAGAUUGUGCCAGGGGGCCCCCAGUGUUAUGACAUUUUAUAAAAUACAUUAAUUUAUCAAUUCUGUGUAAUUAAACCUCAGAAAAAUAAGUCUACUAACCAACAGCACUACAUUAAGUUUUGUUUAAUUCAAAUUUUAUGUUUUGCAAUGUUUUAUGUCAUACAUUUUCUUUGGGGGGGCAUGAAGGGCACAAAUGGGGACCACCGGACCAUACACAAGGGGGGCCGCACACCGAAAAAGUUUGAGAACCACUGGUUUAGGCUACUGAAUUUGCACUAAAUUAAAAAUGAUAUAUUUGAAAAAUUCAAUGAAUUGCAAGGCUGCAAAGAACAGUGCACUAUUGCAGACUACUGAGGAUUUAAUGAUAUUAUUUUAAUAUAGUCAGUUGUGAACUAAAGUGGGCCAGUCUAAGGCAUUAAACUCCAGGGCUGAAAUGAGUCCCACUCCGGCCCUGCUUGUGAGUUAAGUUAUCAGAGUACUAUGAUAUAGGAGACUUUAGUCUUUAUUGCUUACUGUGACUUGAUAACAAUUUACAUAAAUAAGUAAUAGUAUUUCAGUAAGUGUUUAGUAAUAGCAUGAGACGAUCUUAUGUUGUCCACCCAAAUGAUUCUGCAGUCACCUGAAUCUGAAUCACUUGAAGCAGUCACCUCUUGAAACUUAGUUUCUAAGUUCAUUUAUCCAUUUCCAUCCAAUUGAAUUAAUGUGAUUUAAUGUAAUCCUGAAAAAAAACUGAUCUCUCAGUGGAAGGUUAUCUCUGACACAAGGAGAUGAAACGAGAACGUUUUAAGCCCCCAGAACCAGAUGACCCUCUGUGCUGCUGUGGAGACAUCGACCAGCAAAGAGAAUACUGUUGCUGUGACUGUGAAGAACUUGAUGAUGCCUGUGAAAGAUUACUCAGAGGAGAGCCAGACAAACCAGACGUCAUCUCUCGUUUCGUCUCUCGUAUUGCUGAUCGCUUGGGAUUGCCUUGUUGUGCCAUAGGUCCCAUUCGACUGGAGCUCUCAGCUUUACCUCCCAUGGUAUUUCUUCCUGGACUGUUGCGGGUAGCGGCAAUAAAUUGUUUGUUGGGAGUCAUAAUCUUGACCGCCAUACCAGUACUGGUGCUUUGGUAUUACUACGUAACUCACAGAAGGAAAAGACGCACGCAAUUUUUUCUUAGUUUGGCACUUUUCUCCCUUGCCUAUAUGUAUUACCUUUUCCUCACUGAGAUUCUUCCCAGAGGAGAUGUAAGUAAUCUGCAGCUGGUUACCGCGACGACGGGCAUGGUGUUAACGCUCAUCUCACUUGUGCGCACCAAACGGGGGCCAGGCUUUGUCACGUCCCAAACAUUAGCUCUGGGACUCAACGGUACCUCAACAGUAGCCAAUCUGAGCAAAUACUCUCACCAGGACUCUGCCCCUUGCAAUAACCUCAGCCAGUCAAAUGGACAGAUUGAAGGGAAGAAAAAGUGGUGUCCUGUGUGCCGACUGCUGCGUCCACCAAGGGCAGGACACUGCAGGAUCUGUGGAGCAUGUGUCCUUCGGAUGGACCAUCACUGUGUUUGGAUAAACAGCUGUGUAGGGCAAGCAAAUCACAGGCAGUUCCUAUUGACGCUCCUUCUCUUCUUGGUGACAUCGUUUUAUGGGAUCAGUUUGGUGUUGCGGAGUAUAUGUCCACGACAGAGUCUAUUUACAGCUAUGUUAUAUUGUCCUGGAGUUUACAACCAAUACAGCACUGUGCUUUACAUGUGUGUGGUACAGUGUUGUCAUAACAGGUGGUCUGCUCCACCUGUUCAUCCUUCAGGUCAUCAAUGUUAGUUAUAACAUAACGGAACGGGAAGCUCAGAUCGCCUUGCACAACAAAACCGGCCGACGGCGUUACUGUGGACUGGUGGUGGAGACUGGGAUCUACACACGAGGUUUCCGCCAGAAUUGGAUUCAGUUCCUCACCAUGAACACCGAUGAGAAUG
This is a messenger RNA of Misgurnus anguillicaudatus (oriental weatherfish), 3088 nucleotides long. It is a transcript of the gene zdhhc23a, whose product is annotated as zDHHC palmitoyltransferase 23a. Lineage: Eukaryota; Metazoa; Chordata; Actinopteri; Cypriniformes; Cobitidae. Gene Ontology annotation, biological process: peptidyl-L-cysteine S-palmitoylation; protein targeting to membrane. Gene Ontology annotation, cellular component: Golgi apparatus; endoplasmic reticulum. Gene Ontology annotation, molecular function: protein-cysteine S-palmitoyltransferase activity. The record is from RefSeq and is a predicted model, not a curated record.